Molecule: messenger RNA, 2436 nt
Organism: Brassica rapa (field mustard)
Lineage: Eukaryota; Viridiplantae; Streptophyta; Magnoliopsida; Brassicales; Brassicaceae
Product: protein DELAY OF GERMINATION 1
Biological process (GO): DNA-templated transcription
Molecular function (GO): sequence-specific DNA binding
Source: RefSeq, a predicted model, not a curated record
AUAUAUUUUUGAUAGAUCUCAUGGGCCCAAAAGUAGUCCUAUCCGAGAAUCUUAUGUCUCCACAACGUCUCUGGGUCCAGGCUCGGUGGGUAACGUACCCGGUUUAUUCUCUGAUUCACGAUUGAUUCCUAAACUAAUCCGGUUUGUAUCAGUAUGCUGCCUGUCACCAAUAUAUACUGAAAUUUCAAAUUUGUCAUUUUAUCUUGGAUUUGGUAUAGAAUCUACGGAACUUGAGACCAAACCAGUUCGGUUUUCACAUUUACACCUGAAUCAUUUACAAAGCUGGCCAAGUCUUAUAAUUUUGACAACUGGAUACAGUUUUACACGUAACGUAACUUGUCCAAAAAAAUACACCAUCAAUUCACAACGCGAUAGAAAUAGAACUUUACUUUUCUUUUGACUAAUCAAUAAGGUAUACGUUUAAUACAAUAACAAAGUCGGUGACCAAAUAAAAAUCUUUAUAUAAAAGCAUAGUGUUUGAGAUAAUAUAAAAUGGCUCGACCAUCCCGAACACUACGGAGGACCCAAAAAUAAUGAGCCAAGAGACAGCGAUAGAGAGCUUCAAGAAAUUUCAACACACAUGGAUAGGGCAGCUACAACACCACCUCAACCACCUGCGCUCCGUCCAAAACCACCACCGCAACUCUGCUACCGGUGACGAGGAACGGCUGAGGGAAGCGGUGCAGAGAGUGAUGGAACUUUGUAGAGAGUACCACAGGGCGAAGUUGGCCACGACGGAGAAAGAUGUGGUCGGAGUUAUGGCUGCUCCUUGGUCUUCGGCUCUUGAACGGUCACUCCAUUGGGUUGGUGAUUGGCGACCAACUACCUUGUUUCAUCUGGUUUACACCGAGUCUAGUAUUUUGUUUGAGUCUCGUAUCGUUGAUAUUCUCCGGGGGUUUCGUACCGGUGAUCUCAGUGAUCUAUCUCCUUCUCAAUUCAGGUUUAAAUUUGUCAAAGGCAGGAAGGUGAGUGAGCUACAAUGCGAGACGGUAAAGGAAGAGAAUGCGAUAACGGAAGAGUUAUCAGAGUGGCAAGACGACGCGAGCGAGCUCGUCAUGGGAACUGUGUCGAAUCUCGACCAGAGGAUACGACGGCUAGCAGAGAUCGUUCAUCGAGCCGAUGAUCUCCGACUGAGAACGAUCACAGGUGUGGUGGAGCUCCUAAGUCCGCUGCAACAAGCCGAGUUUCUCAUUGCUGCGGCUGAGCUUCGUAGGGGGGUUUCUGGUUGGGGGAGUAGCCACGACCGUCGUCGAAGUGCCAACGUCUAAAACGCAUGUUAACGGUUUUGGAAAGCUAAUAAGAAUUGAGAGGAUUUAAUAGUUGUUAGAUAAUAAUUAUAUGUGUUUACCAUGUUUUUAUUAUCCAAAUUGAGUUUGGUUUUUACAUGGUUAUGAAAUAUGGAAAACUGUCUUAUGUUAUGUAUGCAUGUUUUACGAUAUAUAAGUCGAACUAUGUCUUGUUAACUUGCCCUCUUUUUAGUCAGUUUGAAAAAUUAGAUGGGACUAACUGAAGCUUUUGUUUCUUUGUAAACAAAAAAUAAUAAAUACACGUGAAUCGGGGGACGUGGGUUAUCGUUGGUUUCUUUAGACCAAGUGGAUACAGAAAAAAAAGGUCAAAGAACAUUAUUACAAAAGACAUGAAGUGAACGUGGCGUGGUAAUAUCUCUCGAAGACAUGCAUGAAGACACUUGGUAUGGUACGCGUCCUUCUAUCACGGCGUCGAUUCCUAGCGUUUUGUUUGGUUGGCUGAGUUAAAACUGCAAGAGAUUCUCUCUCUUUUUUCCUCGUUAAAAAUAAGAGAUUCUUCUUCAUAAAUUAUUUUAUUCAAAUAAUCGAAGAUACUGGUGACAUAGCCAUUUUAUAUUUGUUUGGUCAGAGGACAGCUCUCUUCCCAAUUACGCACUUGGUGUACCUUUUGAUUUCCCUUGCAUCCUCGUGCAAUUUUAGUUGUUGUUCGCUUUUUUGUGUAAUGUUUAGUUAACUAUGAAAGUUUAUACUUCAAUUAAUUUAUUUAUGCUUAUAUGUAAUGCCUAUAGUAGAUGGAAAAAAAAUCAAAGGGUUAUAGUUUAUAAUAGUUAGCAUAAAAAUCACUUAAAAUUACAAUAGUGAACGCCUUGGUCUAGUGGUUUGACCAAGAAUUUAUUAAUACUUUUAUAUCAGAAGAUCUAGAUUUUAAUUUUCGGAGAAGAUGGAACUAUGCAAAUUAAGAGAGAAAAAACUUACAAGAGAUCUAAAGUAUGGCGCAAGGAAUACUCAUAUGAUAAUGCUCAGGGUAGCUCAGGUGAUGCAGUCAUGCGUGAAUUCUUAUAUGGCAGGUAAAACUGUCGGCUAUAGAAUCGUCUGUAAUAUUUCUAAAAUUAUAGUUAUCCAGUGUUAAAAAAAAUUUACAAUAGUGAGAAAUUCCAUAAAGUUAACCGUUACAAAAAAAAAAAAAAAA